This is a messenger RNA of Lates calcarifer (barramundi perch), 4298 nucleotides long. It is a transcript of the gene irf4a, whose product is annotated as interferon regulatory factor 4a. The record is from RefSeq and is a predicted model, not a curated record. Gene Ontology annotation, cellular component: nucleus. Lineage: Eukaryota; Metazoa; Chordata; Actinopteri; Centropomidae. The coding region runs from base 110 to 1504 and encodes 464 amino acids. The transcript is spliced from 9 exons. Gene Ontology annotation, biological process: regulation of transcription by RNA polymerase II; immune system process. Gene Ontology annotation, molecular function: DNA-binding transcription factor activity, RNA polymerase II-specific; protein binding; RNA polymerase II cis-regulatory region sequence-specific DNA binding.
CUCCCCCUUGAACUUCUCAGAGGCUCCUCCCAGUAACAAAUCAAGAUGUGAUAGCAUUUAAGAAUAGGACACCGAGAGCUACAAAACAGAUUUCAGCGGGGGAGCUCACAUGAUCAAAGAGAUGGAUGAGGACAGUGGUCUGUCAGUCAGCUGUGGCAACGGCAAACUGAGACAGUGGCUGAUCGAUCAGAUUGACAGUAGGAGAUAUCCCGGCCUGGUUUGGGAAAACGACGACAAAAGCAUUUUUCGGAUUCCGUGGAAACACGCAGGCAAACAAGACUAUAACAGAGAGGAGGAUGCUGCGCUCUUCAAGGCAUGGGCAAUGUUCAAAGGGAAAUAUAAGGAAGGUGUGGACAAGCCAGAUCCCCCCACAUGGAAAACUAGACUACGCUGUGCUCUUAAUAAAAGCAAUGACUUUGAUGAGUUAGUAGAAAGAAGCCAACUGGACAUCUCAGAGCCCUACAAAGUCUACAGAAUCAUUCCAGAAGGAGCCAAAAAAGGAAUGAAGAUGAACAGUAUGGAGGAGACAUCAUCACAUGUAAAUGCCCUCAGCUAUAUUCCUCCCUAUGCAUCUCUGCACAACCAGGUACCAGGCUAUAUGGUUUCUCCAGAGAGAAGGGAUUGGAGGGAUUAUCCACCAGCAGAGCAACAACCCCUUCCUCCUCCACAUCACCAUGGGACACAUGCAGAGCUGCAGUACAGUCAGUGCCACUACCCGUCACAGAUCAGCCGGGCUUGGCCUGGGUCACACUCAGAAAAUGGUUUUCAGCUCUCCUUCCACACCUACUUUUCAGAGUCGCAACCACCCAUGUAUACAAUGGACCACAACAAUCCAGUAACAGAUUUCAGCCUGCAUGUGUCCCUAUACUACAGAGAGUCUCUGGUGAAGGAAGUUACCACCACCAGCCCAGAAGGCUGCCGGAUCACCUCUUCCUCCUCCUCCUCUCCAUCAUCUUCUUCCCCCUCUCCCCCGAGCCCAGAGGACAAAUUUCACAGUGGGGCAGAAAUCAUCCUUUUCCCAUUCCCAUACCCAGAGUCUCAGAGGCAGGGUGCUGAGAUGCUCCCUAAUGUACUGGAAAGGGGGGUGCUUCUGUGGAUGAUGCAUGAUGGGUUGUACGCUAAGCGCCUGUGCCAGGGACGAGUAUACUGGGAGGGACCUCUGGCUCCAUUUAUGGACAAACCCAACAAGCUGGAGAAGGAUCAGCCAUGCAAACUGUUUGACACCCAGCAAUUCCUUAUCGAGCUUCAAGAUUUUGCCCACAAUGGCCGACAUGUACCAAGACACCAGGUGGUUCUAUGUUUUGGAGACGAGUAUCCCGACCCACAGCGGCCAAGGAAGAUGAUCACAGCACAGGUGGAGCCAGUGUUUGCCAGAAAACUGGUGUACUAUUACCAGCAGAACAAUGGCCACUACCUGCGGGGUUACGAUCACGUCCCGGAACAGAACACACCUACACCAAUCGAUUAUCCUUCCCAGAGACCUCUACAGCAUAUUCAGGAGUGACAAGCAUGCACAAACACACAUGCAUGCACACACACACACACAGACACACACACACACACACACACACGCUGGAGCGGAUGAAGGUGAAUGUAAACCGCUGACCGUUUAUCGUGCUUUGUGACUGCAGUGCUGUGUACUGUAAAUGAUAGAAACUGUCAUGCCAGAGAUGGGGAAGACCCUGUCAUUUUCACAUGUACACCUAUGCGUCGUACUAGUCUUUGUGUCUGUGACUGUGGGGUAAUGUCUUUUUUUUUUUUUCACUAAAAGUAUUAUUGUGACAGUGUGAAGGAUGCGGUUUGAGGGUGGGGGGUGGGGGGUAGUGGGGGGUGUGGAGGGCGCCUGAGACAGGAAGCACUAGCACAGGUGCACAGGAAGAAUGGCCCCUAAGACAAACACCAAUAUGUCAAAGUAAUAAAACAGAGUAUGAAUGAAUACCCGCAUGCAUUUUCACAGGUAACAGCUGACAAUGUUAUUGUCAUUAUCUAUCUAAGACUCACAUACUGAAGUGACACUCUCCCUUUUAAACUCAGUCGACAGACCUCUUUCAUCAUCCGCAGUGCUUGAUGUGCAGAAAAAAACAACAACAAAAAAACAAACCAACAAACAAAACUAUUUCCUUCCAGUGAACAGUCAAGGACGUCAGUGCUAAGACCACUGUAGACCUGAAUUCUGGUUUUCUUUGCAAAAAAAAAACAAAAAUUAUGCAACUGGAAUGUGAGAUAAAUCACUGGCUUGGUGGUGAAGUAAAGGAAGCUCUUAUCACAAAUCGUUUCCCUCUUGGCUGCUACAUAUAUUACAGCAUGUGUACAAAAAUCUGUUUCUACUGAAUCUGCUCAGCUUUUAAAAACACAAGAUUCCUUUGACUUCUGCUCAAAUAAUCAAGUAAAAUUAGAAGAUUAGUGGAAAGCUGCUCACUAAAAUUAUGUCAUAUUUGUACAAUGACAAUAAAGAUUUUGAUUCAGAACCUGAAAAAAGGCAGUUUGUAGGUGGUACUCAAAUGAAUUAUUCUGAUUGUGGUGGAUAAAGACUAAAUCCCUUAUGUCCACUUUACAUACAUGGCAAUUUGCUGUACUGUAUUAUAUUUCUAAGCUGCCAGUUAUUCACAGGUUUUGAAUUUUGACAGUAAUUUCAAGCCAUUCACGGUUUGUUUACAUAUUUGUCUGAUGAUUGUUAUCAUUAGAAAAUUAAAUUGUCAAUUAAGACAGAAGUGCAGACAGCUUUGGAAUGAAAGACUUUAAGAAAAACAUAUUGUAGUCACUUUCCUUCUCUCAUACAUACUGAAAAGGGAAAGCACAGGAUUGUCUACAGUGGCUCCAGGCCCCUCCAAGGGGUCAGAAGAUAAUUUAAUUAGGGGUCCAACUACUAUAUAUAUUUUUUUAAAUCAUUAAUUCAAAAGUUGUCUGCACUUCUACCUUAAUGAUGAUUAAGAUGAUUAUAGAGAUAACGAUUUAAAAAAUAUAUAUUUAUUCAUUGGACUUUUCUCAAAUUAUCCCCAUUUUCUUGUGAAAUACUAUAUGGUUGUAAUUCUUCAGAUGAAACACUCUGAUCUGAGAACCCAUUUAUUAGCAACUGAACUUCUCACAACUUAUACACACGAAAUUUGUGAUGUGGGUUUGUAUGUAAAAUUGCUCUGUAUUAAGUGCUCACAAGCAAAUCAGGUUGGGGAGCAGAGGCUAACAAUCACCUUAUCAGAGAGCAGCUUGGGGCUCAAGGCCUGUAUGUGUCAUCAGAAAAAACUGGCCGCAGUGGGUGGUCUUGACCUGACUGGAUUGUAGGAAGUUAACUGGAAAAAUGACACUCAUCCCGUAACUUGCAAGGAACCCGUACCUGUUCCUCUUCACCUGAAACUAGCGACCUCACAAACGGGAAGGAAAACUACCUUUGUGGUCUGCGUGCAGGUUCAGUCAGGGAAGAGCUCUCUGGUUCCCAUCCCCACAACACCGCAAAGGCCCGUUGGAUGUAACAUCCAUUAAAAUCUAUCCCACGAGUUCAGCAAAAUGUAAUUUACCUGUGUAGGAAUGUGUAUGCAGCAUAAGACAUAAAAUGCAAAAUUCACUAAUGGAAUUUCUGGUCAUGUUGAAGUCCUAAAGGCUGAUGCAGCAGUAGGAGGGAUAAAGGUUGUGUUAUGUUUUUCUUCUGUGGUCCAGAGUUUCGAUCUCUGCAUUUACUUCCUUCACACUUAAACCACAUCACUUUCACAAUGGCUUCAAAUGUCUGACCAAAAUCACAGGCAGGAAUGUUUUUCUUUGUGUGUGUGUGUGUGUAUGUGUGUGUGAACCAUAAAUCCUUUUUCCCCUCAAACAUCUAGUUGUACCCCUGAUUGUCAGCCAGAUGAAAAUUGAGUUUCAGAGUCAGACGUUUGACUCAGUCAAAAUAAAAUCCUAAUAGUGAAAAUGUUACCAGGUCAAGAUAUAGUGCGCUGUUGUGGGAAACACUGUGUGUGUGUGUGUGUGUAGUAAAGCACCAUGUGUGCGUGUGUGUAGGUGGGUUCAUGUGUGUUAGUUGUGGUAUUACUGUUAUCAGGAAUUGACAUUUAUGGACUCAGGAUAAAACAUGUGACUCCCCCACCUACAGCAUCAGUGACUCAAACACAGACACACACACACAUCCAUCUCACAUUACAGUUACAGUAAACCAUUGAGAGUGAGCUGGAGAGGAAAUUGUGUGUGUGUGUGUGUGCAUAAUGAAAAAAAAUGUUGUUAAUUUUUGCAAGAACAAAAAUAAUCAGAUUGAUUAAUAUAAAACUGCCACAUACAUAGAUGAUUUAUUUUGAAAUAAACAUAUGAAUCUGUGA